Messenger RNA from Gordionus sp. m RMFG-2023, 571 nucleotides. RefSeq names its product mediator of RNA polymerase II transcription subunit 10-like. The record is from RefSeq and is a predicted model, not a curated record. The transcript is spliced from 5 exons. The coding region runs from base 104 to 535 and encodes 143 amino acids. NCBI's taxonomy places the organism in Eukaryota, Metazoa, Nematomorpha, Gordioida, Chordodea, Parachordodidae. Gene Ontology annotation, biological process: positive regulation of transcription by RNA polymerase II. Gene Ontology annotation, molecular function: transcription coregulator activity. Gene Ontology annotation, cellular component: mediator complex.
UCUCUCAAUAAUCCUCCACAUUUGAAACAUUUUAUUAAUUUUUGCAAGUAAAAUAAUUUUAAAAGGAAAUGUCAAUCUAUCUUUUAAAAUCAUCAUAACGCGAAUGACUUUUGAUUUGAUGGAAAUAUAUCAAAUGAUUGAAAAUAUGGAGCAUCAACUCGAAGAAUUGAUAGAACAUAUACGAUUAUUGGAAAUUAUGGUCUGCGAUUUUCAACCUCAAAGUCAAAAUAAUCUUAAUCACCAAUUGAAUUCAAUCAUUAAAAGUUUGCAAGAUCUUCAAAAAUCUAAAGCGAUUAUUUAUGAUAUUCAAAUACCAUUGGAUUUAAUUGAAUAUGUUGAUAAAGGUCUAACUCCUGAGAUUUAUAUAAAAGAUUAUAUGGAUAAAUGUUUAUUUAAAAAUGAAGAAGCCAAAAAUAGAGUGGAAUCUCUGAAAAAGUUUAAAGAUACACUAAUGACUGAAAUAAAUAAAGUCUUUCCUACUGAAACAACAAAGUAUUGUAUUUUAAGAAGUGAAGAUACAACUUUUCAACCAUAAUUUUUUUUAAUAAUGAAUACCAUAUACAAUAUUAAA